AUGAACUCCCUGCUGCAGUGCAUGUUCCACAUUCCUCUCUUCCAGAAGGAGAUCUUCGAAAAGCCGGAGGUGGCCUGCAAGCCGAUUUCCCUCCGGCUGAGCAACCUGCUGCUGCAGAGCCUGAGCGGGUCAGACGUCCAGCGCAGGGACGUGGUCGACCUCAAGAUCUACAUCGACGAGCAGCUGCCCCAGUUCAAGGGCACCCGCCAGCAGGACGCCCAGGAGUUCUUCCAGGCCAUCAAGGGCUAUAUUCAUCGGGAGCUCAAUGAGGCCUCUGAAAAGGCGCGACUUUGCACGGAGGUCAAGCCCGGCGAUGUCGCGGGGCAGAUCGACGCCUACGUGGCUGCGCGGACGAGGGUGCACCACAGCAUGAUCACGCGGCUGUUCGAGGGACUGCUGCUCAACACUAUAACCUGCCCCUGCGGGCACGAGCGGAUGAACGUCGAGGUCUUCGACGAAUUCUGCUUGCACCUGACUGAUACUGGCGAGUCGUUCAAGAUUUCAGAGCUGCUUUCCAAAUACUUUCAGCCAGAAGCCAUCGAGGAGCUGCAGUGUGAACACUGCGGGGAGAAGCGGGAGGCCAGCAAGCAGUCCGUUGUCAAGUACUUUCCCAAGGUCUUGGUGCUGCAUGUGAAAAGGUUCGCGUUCGCUCACAACGAGGGCAAGAAGAUCGAGGCCGAGGUGGAGGCCGAGCUCAGCCAGCAGGUAUUCGGGGAGACAUACCAGCUGUCAGGACUGAUAUUGCACAAAGGGGACCUCUCGAAAGGGCACUACUUUGCGUGGUGCCUGAACCCGGACAACGGACGGUGGUACGAGUACAACGACAGCCAAGUGGCCGAGCGCUAG
Messenger RNA from Hippocampus zosterae (dwarf seahorse), 846 nucleotides. RefSeq names its product ubiquitin carboxyl-terminal hydrolase 4-like. Gene Ontology annotation, molecular function: cysteine-type deubiquitinase activity. Gene Ontology annotation, biological process: protein deubiquitination. The record is from RefSeq and is a predicted model, not a curated record. Bases 1 to 846 code for a protein of 281 amino acids. The transcript has a single exon. NCBI's taxonomy places the organism in Eukaryota, Metazoa, Chordata, Actinopteri, Syngnathiformes, Syngnathidae.